Molecule: messenger RNA, 486 nt
Organism: Striga asiatica
Lineage: Eukaryota; Viridiplantae; Streptophyta; Magnoliopsida; Lamiales; Orobanchaceae
Source: the annotation of a GenBank genome assembly
AUGGAACCUCUUGUUGACCUUGGUGAGGGCGAAGUUGAAGAAGAAGUUGAUCCCGUUUCUAGCUCGAGAGAAAGAGGUUCACUCACAUGGCGUGGGUACAAACUUGGCCUCCGGAAAAACGUGAACGAGGAAAACAACCGACGACGGACCAAACGCCUCAUUUUUAAUCGCCCAGAUCACGGCGCCCAUGCUUGCCUCCUCGUCGCCGCCGCCUCCGUGCCGCCCGACCGCCACGUACACGGCGUCCUCCCCUCCCGCCCCGAAAUCGAUCGACGCCGCAGACGGCCUCUCCUCCUCCGCCGCCUCCCUAAUCGCCGGAAGGGGGAUCUUCAGUUCGCCGCGUUUCGAUACCAACACCCGAUCGACCGCCGGAGACGCCGCCGGCUCCUCCUCGAUCUCGCUGGUGCCGCCGCCGGUGAAAUUCUCCCACUGAUCUUCGUAGUAAGCCCUCAGCUGCCGCAAAUCGCCGGAGUUCUCGAUGGAUGA